AUGUACAAUUUCCUAAAAUAUUCAGAAUGCUCUCUUUACCGGGAAGCCGCCAACAAGGGCCACAUUUGCACCAAGACCGUCAAGAAGGCAGCCCGGGUCAUCAUCGAGAAGUACUACAUGCGCCUGGACAAUGACUUCCACACCAACAAGUGCUUGUACAAGGAGAUCGCCAUCAUCCCAAGCAAGAAGCUCUGCAACAAGAUCACCGGCUAUGCCACGCACCUGAUGAAGUGCAUCCAGAGGGGGCCCUUGCGCAGCAUCUCCAUCAAACUGCAGGAGGAGGAGCUGGAACGGAGGGACAACUACGUGCCCAAGGUUUCGGCCCUGGACCAGGAGAUCAUUGAGGUGGAUUGUGACACUAAGGAGAUGCUGAAGCUCUUGGAUUUCGGCAGUCUGUCCAACUUGCAGGUCACCCAGCCCACAGUUGGUAUGAAUUUCAAAACGCCGCGUGGAGCUGUGUGAAUGUGGUUUCCUAUAAUU
Molecule: messenger RNA, 480 nt
Organism: Suncus etruscus (white-toothed pygmy shrew)
Lineage: Eukaryota; Metazoa; Chordata; Mammalia; Eulipotyphla; Soricidae
Product: 40S ribosomal protein S17-like
Exons: 1
Coding region: 1-462 (153 amino acids)
Biological process (GO): translation
Cellular component (GO): ribosome
Molecular function (GO): structural constituent of ribosome
Source: RefSeq, a predicted model, not a curated record